Messenger RNA from Aricia agestis (brown argus), 1199 nucleotides. RefSeq lists its product as uncharacterized. The transcript has 8 exons. Bases 75 to 1199 code for a protein of 374 amino acids. The record is from RefSeq and is a predicted model, not a curated record. Lineage: Eukaryota; Metazoa; Arthropoda; Insecta; Lepidoptera; Lycaenidae.
UUGGAUAUAAAUUUGUAAUUUGAACUUAUGAAUUCAAUAUUAAAAUUUGCUUUGGUAGGCAAACGUAAGCCAGUAUGUGCUGCAUCUUCACCUGCUUCGGAUGGAUGAUCGAUCUAUUCCAGAGGGCAUGGACGUUUGUAAUGUCAUGUUGCAUCGCCCUCUCCAUAUGCUGCUCCCUCAUCACGGCGUCCAUGGCAGGCAUUGCUCUGGGGUACAACUACUCGCUCGCCGAGUACAUCGAUUUGAAAGAAACCAACGUAUCCGUGUACAUCAAGCGAGGUGUGUUCGAUGACGACAUCAGCGACGACGUGGAGUUCCGUAGAGCCGGACACAACUCAGUGGCUGGACAUCUCCGAGAUGAAAACUUAAUGACGGGAGCUCCAGAGGGGGAGGAAACCACACGGUCCGGAAGACGCUUGGAAGACUCAAUAUAUCAGUCCAAUGAUAAGAACAACUUCGAAGACUCCCUCAUGAAGUUGACAGCGAAGCCCCUGGAUGCUGAACCGACGAAGACAACCACUCAGGAUUUGCCGGUUGGAGAAAUCAUUCAAAGGUUCCCAUCAAAUUCAAUAGAGCAACUGAAGGCCUUUCAGAGCGCCAUGAAUAAGAGGAGAAUGCAGACCGCGACCGCCAUCACACAGACACCGUAUACGGAAACAAGGAAAGUUCCAAAUUUCCCGCUCGGCAUCGAUCCAUAUAAAGACAAACCAUCUAGAAGAUUCGGUGGACCUGGGCCUCCUAUAAGUCCCUUGCGAGAAGCAGUCCCUCCUAGCAAUAUCAACGACCCAGUCUCAUGGCUAGCACCCAACUUGCCUCCUUAUGUGAAGACAAGACCCAUACCUCCCCAUUUCUCCGCUUUCCACGGGAACCCGACGUACCCGAUGCCUGUCACACCAAAAUCUGGUAUCAUCAGACCAACGCAAACGUUCGAACCGAAAAGAACAAAAUUGGUACCGGAACCCAGCAGAUCCACGUAUAAACCUGAGAUACCAAAAUCCAUUGACGAAGAAAUGGACGCGUUCAAGGAGAAGAUUAUGGAAGACAUGCCUAGGAACAAGAACGAACCAAAAGACAAACAAACAGACAAACCUGAUUCAUCAGAAGAAGACUACGAUUACGACGUCAAAGGCGCUCCCAUUCGCAAAAAGAGAAGCUUGCUCAACAAACUAUGUGGUAAUAGCAAAAUAAAAGUUAAAUGA